Messenger RNA from Lampris incognitus (smalleye Pacific opah), 1453 nucleotides. RefSeq lists its product as uncharacterized. Bases 60 to 1124 code for a protein of 354 amino acids. The transcript has 3 exons. Lineage: Eukaryota; Metazoa; Chordata; Actinopteri; Lampriformes; Lampridae. The record is from RefSeq and is a predicted model, not a curated record. Gene Ontology annotation, molecular function: GTP binding.
CGAGGAAGUGGAGCUGCUGUUGCCCCCGAGUAAACCGCUGCAGCUGGGAAGUACAAGAAAUGGCGUCAGGGGAUUCAAGAACAGAGCUAAAGCUGGUUCUGCUGGGCCGGGCGGGCGCAGGACAGAGUUCAGCGUGUAGCACCAUACUUGGCCUGCAAGGCUUUGGUUCCCAGCAUGCCCCCGAGGAUGCUGUCAUCCAGGAAUGCCACAAACACAAGGGGGAUGUUGCGGGGAGGCAGGUAAUAGCAGUCACUACUCCAGACUGGUUCAGUUCGGGCUGCAACCCAGAAGAAGCGAGACACCACAUCUCCUCAUUUGUUGCCUUUUCCACCCCCGGUCCCCAUGCCUUCCUGCUGUGUGUCCCAGCGAACCAGCCUGCCGACGGGGAACCCAAGGCGCUCGACGCCCUGGAGAAGAUAUUCGGCCCCUCUGCUGUCAGUGGACACACCAUUGUGCUCUUCACCCAGACAGAUGAGCUGGACGAGGGUGAACAGCUGGAGGAACACCUCAUUACACAGCGCAAGGAUCUCCUGGAGCUUGUGGAAAGAUGCGGCGACCGCUUCGACACCUUGAAAAAGGGGAGCAGCGAAGAGGAGGAGAGGAAGACCGUGGAGGAGCUGCUGGAGAAAGUCGAACAGGCAGUGAAGGAGAGUGGGACUGAGCACUUUAGCUGCCCUCUCUACCAGGAGGCCGAGGCUAGGGUGAGACAGCGACAGGAAGAGAUAGUGAGAGAGAACAGGGAGCGAUCUGGAACGGGAGAGGAGGAGGUAGACGGUCAGGAAGAUCCAGCAGGCCGACAUCCAAAAGAAGACACCGAUGACAGAGACAUGGAAAAAGCGAGGGAGGAGGCAGAGAGAAGCAUAAAUGACCUAAGUGUGGAUAUAGAUAAUAUUUUCCCUUCCACCUCGGUUUCCGCUUCCCACCUUCCUCCCUCUUUUCUCUGGGGUUUGUGGGAGAUGCUGACAGGAUGGAUGAAAAGGUUGCCUAAACUCGUGAGAAAGGAGGCUCUCCUGGGGUCCCUGCUCGGCUUGUUUGUUGGCGGGCCAUUCGGGGGGAUGCUGGGAGCCACUGUUGGGUCGAUAGCCACUGAGGUGGGGAGGAGGAAAACACAAAAAAAUAAAUGAAAACCUUUGAGAGGGAGCUAACGUCCCCAGCUGAUAUUACAGCGUUUGCAUAAAGUCGCACCUUAAAGUCAUUUCACUGCAUGGCACCUCCCAGUGUAUCCCUAAACUACUGGCUUGCACACGUUAAAACGUAUAUGAUAUGAUGAGUGUUUAACCAAUAACCAACAAUGCCUGUUCUUAAGUUGUACCCAUUCAGCGUUGCAGAUGUUUUAAGUAGCAGUAACGAGUCACGACCACUGGGUGGCGACAUUGACCCUAGAUGGCAAACGCUGACGCUCUUGAGUUGAACCAAGUUAAUUUACUGCUUACCCAAGCAAAUAAAAGCCGCU